CCAACGUGAAGCACUUCUUGCGGGAAGACUUGAAGAGCCGUUCGAAAUAUCUCUCGAAGCUUUGAUCGCGACAGCUCAUAGUUCUUCAGCAAGAUGCGGCGUACUCGUCAUGUAGUGCUACCCGUGCGAUCUUGGCAGUACAUCGGACUUCUGAUAGUAUCGUUGGCGUGUCUAACGUUAGGAUUGGUAUCCAGGGAUAGGGAAGGACAUGCUGGUAGUCUCGCAGGUCCUGAACUCACGCAUCGAGCUCCCCACGAAGUGGACGCCUGUCCGAACUUGAAUCCUUUCGUCAAAAUCCCGAUUGCCGAACAAGAAAAAGUUACGAAACCGGCGAUUAAUAAUCAUCAAAUGAAAUCUGAAUUUGAAGCACCUAUGUCUCGAAAGUCCGUAUUUCCUCGAUCAUUGAGUCUGGAUCGUUUGUCUAGAAGUGGUUUGCAGGAAACCAGAGAGCGAUUGUCUAGAAAUCGAGAUCUGAGGACAGUCGAGAGACUUUCAAGAUCGACGAGUCGCAUAUCCAACGACGAAUCCAUUAAUCGUGUUCGAGAAUCCCGAUUUAGAAUCGCGCAAUCCCGCGACGCCAGAAAUUCAUUCGAUCUCACCACUCGAGUCUCUCGAGUGCGGGAUUUGUCUAAUCGAGCAACCGGUCGCCGUUCUACCAAACAAAAUUUCGAACGACGUUUGACUGAUUCUGCAAAUUCCCGGCUUGAAAAUCGCCGAUCCAUAGAACAGCGGGAGUUUAAUGAAAUCGCGCGACAACAAAAUCGCGAUCGAUCAGUGGAUCGGCGAGACUCUUUGAAUCUUCAACGUCGUACGAGCGAUUAUCGCGACCGUCAAUCACUCCCAGAACGACGAAUCAAUCGGCAAGAAUCUCGUGAAGUCCUAGUCUCUGGUCGUCGCGAACAUCGAGAUCUGACGCGAAAUCGUGUUCCGAAUUACCGAUCCGAGAUACGUGAACGUAGAUCUGUCGAGCGUCGCAUGUCAAUCGAACAUCGAGACGUGGAACGAUCGGAUCGUCGAGAGGAUAACAAAAAUCUCCUGAAAUCAGCAAGAUUCGCACGAGGAGAUAUCGAUCGCAAUAAUAAUAUAGAUCGCCGAAACCGCGAACGAUCUCUGGAAAAUCGCCAAGCUCUUCUCGAUCGCGUUGCUAAUCAAGAACGUAGAUUUGAAUUGUCGAUUGCCAGGAAUUCUCGGGGAAAUCUUGUUAAAUCUGACGAUCGUCGAACAUUGUCUCGAUCGAUGGAACGUUCAGAUGUCAACAAUUUCAAUCGCAAAAUUCUUAGCAGACGAGUUAGAUCGGUUGAAUCCAACACCGAGAAAUCCGAGGAACGCAGAUUGUCCUCCGAACGUAGAUCAUUGGACCGAUCUAUGGAACGUCGCGAAAUAGCGGGACAUCAGAAUCGUUUUGGCGAUCGAAAAUCUGUCGAUCGAAUGUCGCGAGCUUCAUCCGAAAAUUUGCGUCGAGAAAGGAUCAAUCGCUCACAAAGGAUCGCAAGCCGACGUGAAAACACAGCUAUCAGGGAGAAUUAUAGAAUGACACAGUCACGUUAUAACGUCGAAGAAAUCGCGAAUCGGGAACGAAGAGAAAGAUUUGCACGAUCCUCUCGUUUAGUCGAUCGCAAUUCGGUAGAUCGUCGGGAAAUCGCGAAGAUCAGAGAUUCCAGAGAUUACAAUCAUAGAUCGCGCGAUACUGCGACAACAGAACGACGUGGUUCAACUCAGGAACAGCGAGAAAAGACGAAUCGUUUGUACCGAUCACGUGAAGAACAAAGGAUCGUUCCUCAGAGAUCACGCGAGGCUGAACGACAUGUGUCUGAAAGAAGAAUUCCGGAAAGGCGAAUUUUGGAGCGACGAAUCACUUUGGAUUCAGCACAUCUCGAUUCGCGAAGAUCGUCGGAACGAAGAAUCGACGACAGCUUGAAAUCGCGUGAAGGAUCCAGAUUAGCAGAUCGUUCGGAACGAAGCCUGGAAACACGAGUUUCUCGCGGAAGAAUCUUAGAAAAGCGAUCUAUUCUUAAUUCUCGAAGAUCUUCGGAAGGAAGAAUCGGCGAUAAUUCUAAAUCGCGUGAAGAAUUUAGACUAGAUCAACGUUCAGGACAGAGUCCAGAAGCACGAGUUUCUCGUGGAAGAAUUUUAGAAAAGCGAUCUUUCGACUCUCGAAGAUCUUUAGAACGAAGGAUCGACAAUUUGAAAUCACGCGAAGGAUCCAGGCUAGCAGACCGACGUUCGGAACGAAGCUUGGAAUCGCGAGUCUCUCGCGGAAGAAUCCUGGAAAAGCGAUCUAUUCUUGAUUCUCGAAGGUCUUCAGAACGAAAAAUCAGUGACAACUCAAGAUCGAAUGAAAAAUCAAGGAUGCAGGAUCACGUGGAACGGAACUCCGAAUUGCGAAAUUCAAUGCUUCCAAUGGAGCGCAAAACAAAUUCUAAAACAGCAUCUCUCGAGAAUCAGGCAUUACGUUCAUCAGAAACGCGACGCGAAAUCAGACGUUUCGCAGAGCGUCGAAUUCAAUCAGUCAAGAAUCGACCUGUUGAGUUUUAUGAAAGAGAGUCCAUCAAACACUUGCGUCAGAGAUCAGCGAGGAACAUCGAAGACUCAUCGCGAGUCUCUUCUCUUCGCCGAGUCAUCCAUGUACCUGAACAAAAUCGCGAACAACGAAGAAUGUCUGCUGAGAGGACAUUUACUAGAACUGUGGAUAAUGAACGAUUAUUUGCAAAAUGGGAACGAAACUUGGAGGACGCACGCAUUGAAAGAAAUGUAAAAGUUAGAGCAAAAAUCAUUCCUAACUCAAUAAAGGGCUACGAAUUUUUCAAGUAUCCUAUGGCUUAUGAUCUUAUGAGGCAAGCUUUUAUCGUGGCAUUAUGUACUGUUUAUGGAUUUUCCCUCUAUAAUGGAAAAAAAUCUUCCCUUGGCAGCAACAUAAUUCAACAUAUCCAGCGCUUCAUAAUUUGGUAAAAUAAAAUGUAAUCGGCUACUGUGAACAAUGGCACUGAAAAUCGCUAUCCUUUGGACCUCUGCUUCUAUCGAUCUUAUUAUUUUAUGAAUUAAGAUAUUAGGUUGCAAUAUGUGUAAUGUAUAACAAUAAUCAGAAUGUAGAUUAAUGUAGAUUAAUGUACA
This is a messenger RNA of Atta colombica, 3111 nucleotides long. RefSeq names its product golgin subfamily A member 6-like protein 22. The transcript is spliced from 4 exons. The record is from RefSeq and is a predicted model, not a curated record. Lineage: Eukaryota; Metazoa; Arthropoda; Insecta; Hymenoptera; Formicidae. Bases 94 to 2949 code for a protein of 951 amino acids.